GGAGGAGCAAUACCAAUCCACCGAUCGGGUCACAAAAGCAAACGAGCAACGAGCAAGACGCGCCGCGACUGGCUGACUGACCGGCAGGAGCGUGACGACGGCGGACUUGCUGGCGACAAAGGGGCCGUCAUGGCUCAAUCAGAGUACAACGUCGAACUUGUAGAGACAUAUGAUUACCUGUUGAAGUGUAUCCUCAUCGGCGAGUCCGGCACGGGCAAGAGCUGCCUGCUCAAUCAGUUCAUCAACAACGCCUUCCGCAAUGACUCCCGUCACACCAUUGGGGUCUCCUUUGCGUCGUCGCUCAUCAGACUCCCUUCAACGACGGCCAGUGCCGCCUCGCCGGUGAAGUCUAGCCAGACAAAGGCAGGCGAUCAGAUGGGCCUAGGCAAGAGAUGGAAGCGCUCCGGAUCCGCUUCUUCCUCUCAUUUCGCGCUGCGGCCAUCGCCCGAACGGACACUGAAGCUACAAAUAUGGGACACCGCCGGUCAAGAGCGGUUUCGGUCGGUGACGAGGAAUUACUACAGAGGCUCGGCGGGCUGUCUGCUCUGUUAUGACAUCACCAGGCGGAGUACGUUCACGAAUCUGGCCAUAUGGCUAGCAGACGCGCGUGCACUGGCCUCGCCCGAGCUCGUCACGGUACUCGUCGGCAACAAGCUAGACCGAGAGGAAGAACGGGAAGUCGACUACCUCGAAGCGAGUCGGUGGGCCAAAGAGAACGAUCUCAUCUUUGUCGAAGUCUCAUCACUCACAGGUGAGAACGUAAGAGAGCCUUUUGUACUACUGGCGAGAUCUAUCCUGUUUGCGAUCGAGUCGGGCCGAAUCGAUCCAGAAGCUUCGAAUGCGGGCGUAUCCUACGGCGAACGUGCGAUCAGACGCGUCUCAAGCACGUAUAUGAACAGCACCAGCGGCUUCGGCGGCUUCACUCUCGCGGGCAGCUCCAGCUCGCCAGGCAUGCUGUCGACUGUCUCGAACGCGCUCGGUCUCAGCCGUAAUAACGCGAGCUCGAGCUCGAGCGGCUGCUGUUGAUUUGCGAUUUGUAAGGAAACAUGUCACCUCCUACACUGUGUCUUUCGUGCGUGC
Molecule: messenger RNA, 1080 nt
Organism: Mixia osmundae IAM 14324
Lineage: Eukaryota; Fungi; Basidiomycota; Mixiomycetes; Mixiales; Mixiaceae
Exons: 4
Coding region: 130-1026 (298 amino acids)
Biological process (GO): regulation of endocytosis
Cellular component (GO): endosome
Molecular function (GO): GTP binding; GTPase activity
Source: RefSeq, a predicted model, not a curated record